AUGGGGAAGAUGAGCGAGGACGUUGGACUGGAUCAAUUGGGUGGGAGAGGUACCUCCACUGCUAAUCAGUGGUGGAAAGGUACUUUGUCCACGAGUAGCUUCCCACGAGCAUCGAGGUGUGGGCUGGGCUGGGCUGCCACUGACUUGGCUGAUACUGAGGUACCUCUCUCUCAAACAGAGACGAAGGAAGGGACACUGGAGAAGGCGGCAGGACCGGGGAUGAGAAUUAAAGGUGAAGGCGACUCUCAGACACUGAGGACCGUGUGUUUUAGUCGCCGUCUGAUUCUCAAAGUCAAUGCUGAAAUGGCUCAAGAUGGACAAGCUGGAACAGCACUCGGGGGCUGCGAGCCAAUGGCCGACGCUGAUCUGUUUCGUUUCCUGCCUUGCGACAUUCACCCCUUCUUCACCACCGAAUACCACCUUACCACCUCACCACCACUUUCUCGCCAGUUAAGGCUCACGAUGAGUACGGAGUACGGGGUGUUGGAGACACAAGGCUUCACGGCCCAUCAUGUCGGCUCCCCUACAUUAACCACCUCCUUCUUUCAGUCUCGUAUUUCGACUAACCGCACACUUGGGCUGCACGACGGUUGGAUGGCCCUGUCCAAAACCUGGCCGCACGGAAAAUUCCUACAAUUCGGGGUCCCUGCCGGGGGGAAAUGUGUUGCGCGGCCCGCGGGAGAUCCAGCUUCAUCAGUCGUCGUUUUGGAAACGAAAAAAAAAGCAAAUGCUGAGAUGCGCUCGAACACAUUUGGGGAGGGAUAUGCUAUUUGGAAGUCCGAAAUUCGAUCUGCUGAAACCCCCCUCGCCGACCCCAGACUGAGGUUUUGCUGGAGUUCCCUUGUGCCCAAUACCAUACUUCCGCGAGCAUGGCAAGGUGAAUGUCAACUAUUACACACCACGUGUCCCACCGGGAUCGCUGCCGUUGCUGCUAACCCGCGCGUCGCGUAUCCUUGGCCUGCCUAUCUCCUGGAUGUCUCACUCAGUUGGCAGCCCCAUCAUAGUCGGAAACGAGAUGCCACUUGGAGCAGUGUCUCUCCCAACAACUUUGCGUGCUCGUAUCGUACGCCAGCCAGCCGUUCUGUAGUACAGCAUGGCGAAGGAACCCCCAUACAGCUGGGUUACUCGACUCAUUACUACCAACGCGGCGCCAUGGGAUUGGUCUCCGCAGCCACUCAUGCAGGAGGCAUGGCGGGCACCCCUUGUGCUUCAAGUUUGUUCCAGUUGGUCACUUUCGCCCGUCUUUGGGACUCUGGCUUCAUUGCUCGACAUAUACGACUGCAGCUGGUUCCGAACCAGCCGGUACUGGCUGUUAAGCGGACGUCGCUUUGGGUAAUAAUACCUGAUAGUAAAGCUCCAGCCAUGUGCCGAGACGUUCAUAAUCGCCUGCAACACCGGCGGAGCAUCGUAGAGCAGAAUGUGAUUGAUGAUCAUUCAGAAGUUGUCCGCAAGAGAUGCCUCGAAACGACCCCGCCAGCUAUAUGGCCAGAGCUCCAUGCUAGCUGGCACGGUACCGAGUCGGCCAUCAACAAAGACCAGUUUCUGGAUACUCUCGGCUGCCUCCCGCCGGGACCGAAUGAUGAAGAGGCUCCGAUAUCUACGGUAUACCUAAGCCACUCCCGGCACUUUCGGACAAUGAGGUGCGCUGCGUUGCUGACGGCGCCGCUGACUCUGCAGCAGCCAUUCGCCGAGUUCCCCGCUGUUCAAGCCACAAGACGGCAGGCCGAGCAUCGGCCUUCUUCCACCUCAUUCUCGACGGCGUGUCCCAAGACGAAACUGGCAGGAUCAAGAAUACGGCAACAACUUCCAUUGUUGAUUGCCCGCAAUCGCAGUACCUUUUCCUUCACCAUUGCAUUGCACCAUUCGUUCAUUUAUAAUGCUGGAGCGGGGCAGCAGCUUCCCCCACCAUCCAAGCGCAAGCUGGGCGUGACAGCGUGUGUGGUGUUGGCCAUUCACCGGGAUUUGGACCACGGCAUAAUACCUGCUAGAAUCGGAGAGGAGGGCGCUUCUCUGACGGAAGACAAGGCGAGGCGAGGCGAGCUUCUGUACCUCGGAAUUCCGAAUUGUGCCUUUUCCUGCUACCUUAAGGUACCUUACGGAAAUAUCACGUCUCGUUCCUCAUUGGGCGUCCGCAGAGUUCGUGCAAGCCGGCCGUCGGUGCCCGCCCCUUUCCAUUCGCAUGUUCCCCCGUCUGAGCUGGCCCGUCUCAGAGACUCCAUAAGGUACUUUCCCCUUCUUCCCCUCUUUGCACCUUGA
Molecule: messenger RNA, 2256 nt
Organism: Colletotrichum lupini
Lineage: Eukaryota; Fungi; Ascomycota; Sordariomycetes; Glomerellales; Glomerellaceae
Exons: 18
Coding region: 1-2256 (751 amino acids)
Source: RefSeq, a predicted model, not a curated record